UUACGGGGGAAAGUAUUCUGCCUCAGGGCUCAGACAGUCCCAGAGAUCAGGGUCAGGUUUCGGCCCGAUCAAGAUCGAAUCGGGAGCAUGAUCGAACUCCACCUUUCGUUCCGCCCUUAUCCGAAGACAAAAAGUAAAAUCCUUUCUGCUUUGGGUAGGGUAUAAAAGCAGGCAUCAGUUCAGGGCUGAUCAUUCAGUUCUGAACAUCAGGAAUCAUUCCACAACCAUGAAAGUGAUCGCAAUCCUCGCUUUGUUGGUGGUUGUCGCAGUGGCCGAAGAGAUGAUGGCUGCAGAGUCCUACCCAGUGGCCACUUACCAUCAGGGUCCAGCAGUCGCUGCCUCAUCUGCCGGUCACGCCUACGGAGCUCACGGUGCCCACAGCCGAGGAUACGGAGCCCACGGAGCCUCUCACUAUGGCGACCACGGACGCUACGCCGACAGGGCCCAUGCCGCCCACGGCCACCACAACAUCGGAGGUCACCGAGCCUACGACGCCCACGGAGCUCAGGGUUCCAACUAUGGAAGAUACAGGAACGUCGGAGCUUACGCUCAAGAUAAGGGGACCGGCUACGAGAAAGCUUACGCUUACGACAAGAAGGCCGGCCACCACGCCAUCACCGCUGACCACGGAGCCCAGGCCUCCAACUACGGAGUUCGAGACAGGAGUGCCCACCACAACUUAGGGGCUUACGCUCGUGCCGGACACGACCGUUACGGAGGUCACAGCAGAUAUGGUGGUCAAGCUCAUGGAGUUCGUGCUCAUGACAACUCAGCUUAUGGCCGAUACGGUUCCGCCCACACCCAAAUGUACCAUCAAGCCCCAGCGGUCAGUCACACCACCUACCAAGCUCCAGCACAUCAUGGAUACUCUCGAUAUUAGAUUUAUAUCAAAUAAUUAGUUUCCAUCCCAUCCACCAGGCUUCGUGACGCACACAGGAACCAAUGAACAUCGUUUGCAGAAGUUUAUUUAUUGAAAGCAUUUGUGUUUGUCCAAAAAUAAAGUGUUUUGAAAAAUG
This is a messenger RNA of Argiope bruennichi, 1016 nucleotides long. RefSeq names its product histidine-rich protein PFHRP-II-like. The transcript is spliced from 4 exons. NCBI's taxonomy places the organism in Eukaryota, Metazoa, Arthropoda, Arachnida, Araneae, Araneidae. The record is from RefSeq and is a predicted model, not a curated record. The coding region runs from base 227 to 880 and encodes 217 amino acids.